Molecule: messenger RNA, 1643 nt
Organism: Drosophila ficusphila
Lineage: Eukaryota; Metazoa; Arthropoda; Insecta; Diptera; Drosophilidae
Gene: Rlb1
Product: triadin
Exons: 2
Coding region: 98-1492 (464 amino acids)
Biological process (GO): maturation of SSU-rRNA
Cellular component (GO): 90S preribosome; nucleus
Source: RefSeq, a predicted model, not a curated record
ACAUUUUCGAUUUUAAGCCAAGUUGGCAUCUUCUAGAUAAACGUUUAUAUCCUGGACUCAAACCUGUCUUCAAUAGCUCGCCAACCACUGUAACAGCAUGGACAGACUGAAAUUCAACAAUUUGGUGAUAACCAACAAGAAGCUUAUUCAGAAGGCGCGGGCACAGACGAUCGCCAAGCUUGUUCAAAAGCUGCGGAAGACGAAAGAUGUUCUGGCCAAAAAUCCAGACAGUGAAAAAGAGAAGAUUCGCCUGCGGAAAAGCAGCGAAUGCCUGACCCAGCUAAAGUCCCUAAAAUGUCUGGAGAUAGUCCGUCAAUCGCUUCUGCAGGAGGGCACAAAUCCCAACGCAGUGAUCGCUAACGAGCGAUCCACUCCGGAUGAACUGGGCAUCGCCAUGUUGCGCCUGAACAAACUGAUGCACGGACUGGUGGACACCUUUGCGAAGACGCUCAAGCUGAGCGCUGACAGGGAAGCCAAGUGGCGCGAAGAGAUCCUGGAGACGAGCAAGCGGCGCGUCAAAAUAGAGCGUACUGAGGAACGGAAGCGAAAACGCAAAGAGCUAAAGGAGCAGAAGGCCCUAGCAAAAAACAGAUUAGAGUGGUUGGAGCAGAAUAAAGUGGCGGGAUCAGCAGUGGAGGAAGCGCCAACUCUUCAAUUCGACCAAGAAGAAAAAGUAGAAACCUUUCAGUCUACAAUCAAACCAGAGGCAAACCAAGCUUUACCCAAAGAAAAGAAGGAGAAGAAAGUCAAAGACAAGAAACUAAAAGUAGAAAAAUCCCUUAGUACAAAAGACAAACAAUCAAAAUCAGAUAAGUCUGUGCAACGUUCUAAAAAAGAAUCUGUUAAAAAAGCCAAUAAAGAGCAGGCAAUUUUUAAAGAGAACCAGCCACAACAAGAAGUCAAGUCUAAAGAACCUAAACCUAAGCCUCUGGAAAGAAAAGCUGCCAAGCAACAAAAGGUCAGACCUCAAGUAGAGAAACAACUUAGUAUUGAUGAAGAAGAGGAACCCAAAGUUGACAAUAAUCGUCCCACACAUGUUGAAGAUCCCUUUUUCAUCACGGAAUCGGGACAGCCUUACCUGUCCACCGCCGUCGUUCUUUCCGGGGACAAUGACAGCGAAGCUGAAGAGGAGGAGAGACCGCCGACAGCUAAAAAGUUCCGAAACGAGGAGAGAAGGACGAAUACGUACCGGGAAAAACCCGAAAGACAGUCGGAGUUCAAAGCGAGGAAGCCAGCUGAUGAUCGUCAUCCCUCCUGGCUGGCCAAGCAGCAGCAGACACCAAUUAUCGGUGAUUUUAAGGGCAAGAAGAUCACUUUCGGCGAAGAUGGGGAAGCGUCAGAAAUUAAAACUCCUAUUGUUAAUCCUUUGGCCUCCUCGACUAACACUCCUUCAUCAAACGAAGGCAUGCACCCAUCUUGGGUUGCGAAGCAGAAGUUUAAGCCCAAAAUCGCCGCUUUCCAGGGCACCAAGAUUAAGUUUGACGAAGAUUAAAAGAGUUGACGGUAUUUUGUUGUUUUAAUCACUAAAUAACUGCAUAACUGACCGGCUUAAGAGCCAACUUUGGGCACAUAGUGACCUCUAAUCUUGUCAUCGUUGCACAGUUUGUCCACAUCAACGUCGGGAAACUGGCGACGCAGCACAU